This is a messenger RNA of Ceutorhynchus assimilis (cabbage seed weevil), 1745 nucleotides long. The record is from the annotation of a GenBank genome assembly. Lineage: Eukaryota; Metazoa; Arthropoda; Insecta; Coleoptera; Curculionidae.
UCUUGACAAAUUUCCCCAUCAAAUCAAUCAAUCACAAUUUUCGUGUUUUUUGGCGGAAUGCCGUUAAAAUCAAAAUAUUUUCAACUUACAUAACUCCCUCGAUAUUCCACCCCUAUUCCUCAUUAAUUUUAAGAACAAACCCCCUUUUGAAAGUAUUAACGACAAUCUGCAAGGGCCAAAAGCGUUAAUCUAACCUCACAAAUUGCGCGAGGGCCCCCACAGUUAGAACCGGUUUUUUUUUUUUCAAAUGGCCGGAAAACGGAGUGCGACCAGCGACUUGAACCACGACAACUGGAACCAAGAAGACGAACCGGAAGAAAGAGGUACAUUCCAAAAGGCUUCGGAUGUUGCAUUGAAAACACGAAUCAUGAAGACUGCUAAAAGACGAAAUCCUAUCAGAAGUGAAGAUACUGAUGGUGACAAAAAGAGUGCAUUUGUAGGUUUCACAGCUUUCGGUAGCAAACCAGCUAGUGCAGAUUUUUCAUUUCUCAAAGAAGUUUCUGGUGGUGCACCCAAAACUAACGGUAUAGCUAAACAGGACAUGUCCAGCACUAGUGUAAAUAUUUUUACAACCACAAAAUCCACAAGCAUAUUUGGUGGGUCGGCUUCUACAACAACAAGCACAAACAUGUUUUCUUCAGCAAUAGUUCCUAAUUCAACCAGUAGUAGCAAAAAGUCUGAAAAAUAUUGUUCAAGACUGAAAGGUUUAAAUGAGAGCGUCACCAAGUGGAUUUCAAAGAAGGUGGAGGAAAAUCCUUUGAUUAGUUUGCAGCCUGUUUUUGAAGAUUAUAAAAAAUACUUGGAGGAAAUUGAAAAAGAAGAAUCCACUACUAGUAGUACUACUGUUGAAACAAAAAUUCCUACAUUUGAUUUUUCGCCUGAAAAAAAUAAUAAAGCAAUUCCAGAUAGUACAUCAGAAACAGAUAAAAAGAUGCCAACUUUUAAGUUUGGUACACCAACAGAUUCUUCGCCUAAAUUUCCCUCAACUGUUAGUUCCACUGCACCAACAUUCAGUUUUGGUUCAAGCGGUAUUAAACCAUUUUCCUCCUCAGGAAGUUCUUCAACAGCUUCAGCUUCUUUUAGUAGUUCAGCUGGAAUAAAACCAUUUUCAUCUACAGGAAGUUCUUUUAGCAGCUCAAGUGGAAUAAAACCAUUCUCAGCUGAAGGCUCUUUUAGCACUCCUAGUCCUAGUACUAUUCAAUUUCCUUCAGCUACAGGAUUUAGUUUUGGAACUGAGCCAAAACAAAGUACCUCACAAGAAGAUAAUCAGGAACAAGAUGAAGAUGCACCUCCCAAAGUUGAAUUUAAAGCAGUAGUAGAACAAGACUCUAUCUACACGGUUAAAUGUAAAGUUUUUGUUAAAAAGGGCGAUUCUUUUGUAGAUAAAGGCGUAGGGAAUUUGUACUUGAAGCCCAUUGAAAAUAGUGAAAAAGUACAAUUAAUUGUUAGAGCAAAUACAAAUUUGGGCGGUUUGCUUUUGAAUUUUAUACUGUCAGAAAGUGUACCGACAAAACGUAUGAGUAAAAGAGAUGUUAUGUUGGUGGCAAUUGCCACCCCAGACUCGAAACCACCCCCAACCCCAGUUCUGUUGAGAGUGAAAUCCCCAGAAGAAGCGGACGAUCUACUAAAAGUUUUAGAGAAACACAAAAAAUAGUUUUAUAAGUUUUCAGCUGUAUUUUUAUUUUUUUUUUUGUAUUGACUUUUUUAAUUAUUUUGUGCUCGGGAAUAAAAAGUGUUUCAUUUAA